This is a messenger RNA of Eriocheir sinensis (Chinese mitten crab), 4291 nucleotides long. RefSeq names its product neurofilament heavy polypeptide-like. The transcript is spliced from 4 exons. Bases 85 to 2715 code for a protein of 876 amino acids. The record is from RefSeq and is a predicted model, not a curated record. Gene Ontology annotation, molecular function: metal ion binding. Lineage: Eukaryota; Metazoa; Arthropoda; Malacostraca; Decapoda; Varunidae.
UAGUGCCUCCCUCACGCUGCCUCUCUGUUUCAGGGCGACAACCCCGAGGACUGUCCCAUAUGCCUGGCAGACUUUAAUGACGUGAUGCAGCGGCCGCGUACUCUGCCCUGUGGCCACUCCUUCUGCACACCGUGCAUAGAUAAGCUGAAGGAGCUGGGUUAUGUUACCUGCCCAGAAUGCCGCGACUGCCAUGUUGUGCCUGAGGGCGGAGAAUUCCCUGUCUCCUAUAUUGCUGAGGCCCUCAUGAGAGCGAUGAGAGAUGCCAAGGUUGCUGCACUUGCCUCACUGCCACCCAGUACCAGGAAAAGGAAAAGAGCAGCAAGGCCAGCUGGCAAAAACAAAGUGGCACGUCUCUCCAAGAAAAUGUGUUCCUUUCUGGAGGAACAGGAGGCCACAGUUAUGGACGCCAUUGCUGCCUGCCAGGAGGUUGAGUCGCAGUUGGACCAGUACCGGACGACCUUGACAGACUGGAGCGAGCAGCAGCAGCAGCUGAAGGACAGGCUCCAGGGACUGAUGGAGCAGAACGGAAGUGCCAAGGAGAUUGUGGAGCUGGAAAAGUCCCGCGUGGCAGCCAAGGAGAGGGAGGUGAAGAAGGGGAAGAAGGAGCUGCAGGCCGUGCUGGAGACAUACGCCCCAGCAACAGAUCAAGAAGCAGGCAUGGCAGUGACCGAAAUGGUGCGUUGCCUUGGUGAGGCAGAGCAGGUGGUGGAGGAGUGCCGAGAGGGUUUCCCUGAUGCCAGUGCUGUCACCAAUGUCUGGAAGGUGAGAGUGGCAUCUAGUGCAGCCAUAGAGGCUGCCCAGGCUGUCCUUUUGGCCCUGGAAACUGCUACUAAAGAAGAGCCGCACCCCCAGCCACACCCAGAAGAGCCCAGUGCCCAGUCAGACCCAGAAGAGGCCAGGGCCCAGUCAGACCCAGAAGAGACCAGGCCGCAGUCAGACCCAGAAGAGGCCAGGCCCCAGUCAGACCCAGAAGAGGCCAGGGCCCAGUCGGACCCAGAAGAGGCCAGGGCCCAGUCGGACCCGGAAGAGGCCAGGCCCCAGUCAGACCCAGAAGAGGCCAGGCCCCAGUCAGACCCAGAAGAGGCCAGGGCCCAGUCGGACCCAGAAGCGACCAGUGCCCAGUCAGACCCAGAAGAGGCCAGGGCCCAGUCAGACCCAGAAGCGACCAGUACCCAGUCAGACCCAGAAGAGGCCAGGGCCCAGUCAGACCCAGAAGCGACCAGUGCCCAAUCAGACCCAGAAGAGGCCAGGGCCCAGUCAGACCCAGAAGCGACCAGUGCCCAGUCAGACCCAGAAGCAACCAGUGCCCAGUCAGACCCAGAAGCAACCAGUGCCCAGUCAGACCCAGAAGAGGCCAGGGCCCAGUCAGACCCAGAAGGGACCAGUGCCCAGUCAGACCCAGAAGAGGCCAGGGCCCAGUCAGACCCAGAAGCGACCAGUGCCCAGUCAGACCCAGAAGCGACGAGUGCCCAGUCAGACCCAGAAGAGGCCACCAGGGCCCUGUUAAACCCAGAAGCAACCAGUGCCCAGUCAGACCCAGAAGAGGCCAGGGCCCAGUCAGACCCAGAAGAGGCCAGGGCCCAGUCAGACCCAGAAGAGGCCAGGGCCCAGUCAGACCCAGAAGAGGCUAGGGCCCAGUCAGACCCAGAAGAGGCCAGGGCCCAGUCAGACCCAGAAGAGGCCAGGGCCCAGUCAGACCCAGAAGAGGCCAGGGCCCAGUCAGACCCAGAAGAGGCCAGGGCCCAGUCAGACCCAGAAGAGGCCAGGGCCCAGUCGGACCCAGAAGCGACCAUUGCCCAGUCAGACCCAGAAGAGGCCAGGGCCCAGUCAGACCCAGAAGCGACCAGUGCCCAGUCAGACCCAGAAGAGGCCAGGGCCCAGUCAGACCCAGAAGAAGCCAGGGCCCAGUCAGACCCAGAAGAAGCCAGGGCCCAGUCAGACCUAGAAGAGGCCUCGGCCCUGUCAGACUCAGAGGAGGUCAACCCAGAUUCCACUAUCAUGGACAGACUGCAGCUCAUCUUGACCCUGAGCCUGAAGGCCAAGGACCUCCGCAGCCUGACACAGCCCACCAGGAGCCUGCUGCAGGCUGGUUUGGUGUUUGCUGUCCACCAGCUGGAAGGUCAGCGCCAAUAUGCAAGAAUAAGCCUUGAAGCCGGCCGGCUGUACCUCCACGCCCUGAAGGAGCAACCCCUGCCCCUGGGCGCAUCAACCCUGCAGGUGAGUGAGGUCGUGCCGUCCUACCCCCCCUGCACUGUGUUCCUGGACCUGUCCAUGCCGGGCAGCGUAACACGGCGGGUCCAAAUUCGUCUGAACCCCAACACCGCGCUGGGCAGAUGUGUUCUGUUGCUGUGCACGGGGCAGUGUGGCCACUCCUACCGCAACACCUGCUUGCUAGGGGGGGUGAGGAAGGGGGGGCCAGGAGAGUGUGUGAUUGCCGGGGGCUAUAAGAAAAAUGAUGGGACGGGCUCAUCCAUGCAUCUGCCAGACCAGAAUUAUGGUGAGUACCGGAGGUCAGGUCAGCCGGGGGAUGUGAGUGGGAUGAGGGUGCAAGACGAUACCCGAAUGAGAGGUUUGUUUGCCAUCUUCACAAAGAUAGGCCGUGUGUCGCCUUGUGUCUUUGGUGAGGUGGUGGAAGGACUGCCCGUGCUGAUUGAGGCAUCCCAGCUUGGCAACAUUAAGGAGGUGACUGUGGUGGACUGUGGUGUGGUGUUGUGAGGGUAAUGGCCUGCACCACCACCACUACCACCACCACGACCUCCAUCACAGCAACAUUGAGGAAGUGACUGUGGUAGACUGUGGUGCCGUUUGUGAAGGUAAUGGUGUGCACCACCACCACCAUCACAGCAACAUUGCGGAGGUGACUGUGGACUGUGGUGAGGUGUUGUAAGUGUAGGCCUGCACCACCACCAUAACCACCACCACCACCACCACCACCACCACCACCAUAACCACCACCACCGUAACCACCACUACCACCCCUGUCCCCCAUCCCGAAAACAAGCACACCUCAGUCCCUCAGUGACUACAGGUCCAUUGCCAUCACCCCGAUCCCCAGCCUGUUCUGUGAAGGCUUCAUCUUUAGAUGGGCCUAUACUCACCUCGCCCCCCUCAUGGACCAACAGCAGUUUGGGAACAUCAAGUCCUCCUCCACCGCUCACUGCCUCAUUAACCUUGAUUAUAUCUACAGAAACCUUGAAAAAAGAAAAACUUCAGUGGCCCUCACCUUCAUAGACUUCCAGAAAGCCUUCGACCUCGGUCACCACACCACCGUCAUCACCAAAGCCUUUAACAUCCAGCUUCACCCCAGCCUGGUGUCCUGGCUCUCUAACUUCCUCUCCCACAGGAGUCAGGUCAUGAGACAUCAGGGAGCAACCUCCCCCCCCCUCAGCACCUCACCUGUGCAGUCCCCCAGGGGACCAGGAUGGGAUGCUUCCUGAUGCUUAUAAACAACGCCAUGAUGGACACCAGUGCUUGGUGGAAAUACGUGGACGACACCACCCUUGCCACCACCAUCAACAACGACAACCCGGAUUACAGCCAUCUCCAGCUCCUCCUUGACCUCCUCCACACUUGGACCACUGACAACAAAGUCACCCUCAACACCAACAAGACUACAGUAAUGCACAUCCACACCUCCUCAGACACCUUCCUCCCUCCCUGUGUCUCCAUAGACAGCCGUCCCCUCCAGGUGGUUCAGUCUGUCAAGUUUCUCGGCCUCACCAUUGACAACAAACUGACGUGGGGCCAACACGUCAGCUCACUCAUAACGUCAGUCAUAUACCGGCUACACCUCCUCCAAAGAUUGAAGAAGCUGGGGACACCAGUGUGUGAGCUGGUGAGUGUGUACUCCACCUUCAUACUCCCUCGGCUCACGUACACGUCCCCAGCUUGGUCAUCUUCCUUCAACGUCACUCAACGCCAUCAACUCGAGCGGGUGCAAAAAAGGGGACCGGCUACACCACCUACCAGGAGGCCCUCCCCGCCCUGCACCUCACCACCCUUCAGGCCCCCCACCAACAUUUCCAGCAGUUCGCCACCAAACUCCUCUGCUCCCCCCGGUAGCUCCCUCUCCCUGCCACAAUGUCCGACACCACAACAAGCUGCUCCUUUUACAUGCGCACACAGACAGAUACAAGAAAAGUGCAAUACCAACAGUAGUGAAAAUCCUCAUCACAUAGACACUUUACUUUUAAGUUGAUUUUAAGUUUGUAAUUUUAGAAUUAGCUCCCCAUAUAAUAUGUAUAUUUUCAGCUCUCGAGCUGCUUAUUCCUAAAUAAACUGUAUAUUAUUA